GAGAGAGAGAGAGCAGAAGGCCGGAUUGAGCCGCCUCGGAACCCGGACCGGGCGGCCGAGGAAGAUGGCACAGGGUGCUGGACGAGCAGUCCUGAAGUUGAGUUUGCGAGGCGACACGGCGGCGGCGGCCGCGCUGCUCCCUCUCCUCUGCCUCCCCAUGGAUAUGCACUGCAAAGCAGACCCUUUCUCCGCGAUGCACCCAGGGCACGGGGGGGUGAACCAGCUCGGGGGGGUGUUUGUGAACGGGCGGCCUUUGCCCGACGUGGUGCGGCAGCGCAUCGUUGAGCUGGCCCACCAGGGGGUCCGACCCUGCGACAUCUCCCGGCAGCUACGGGUCAGUCACGGCUGCGUCAGCAAGAUCCUGGGCAGGUACUACGAGACCGGCAGCAUCAAGCCCGGGGUGAUCGGCGGCUCCAAGCCCAAGGUGGCCACUCCGAAAGUGGUGGACAAGAUCGCUGAGUACAAACGGCAAAACCCCACCAUGUUCGCCUGGGAAAUUCGGGAUCGACUCUUGGCCGAGGGUAUCUGCGACAACGACACGGUGCCCAGCGUCUCCUCCAUUAACAGGAUCAUCCGAACCAAAGUUCAACAACCUUUCCACCCAACACCAGAUGGGACUGGGACAGGAGUGGCUGCCCCGGGCCACACCAUAGUUCCUAGUACGGCAUCCCCUCCCGUCUCCAGUGCCUCCAACGAUCCAGUGGGCUCUUACUCCAUUAACGGGAUCCUGGGGAUUCCUCGGUCCAAUGGCGAGAAGAGGAAACGUGAUGAAGAUGUAUCGGAGGGUUCCGUCCCCAACGGAGACUCCCAAAGCGGUGUGGACAGUUUGCGGAAGCACCUGCGUGCUGACACUUUCACUCAGCAGCAGCUGGAAGCUUUAGAUCGGGUGUUUGAGCGUCCUUCUUACCCAGACGUAUUCCAGACAUCAGAACACAUCAAAUCUGAGCAGGGCAAUGAGUACUCCCUGCCAGCCCUGACCCCCGGUCUUGAUGAAGUCAAGUCAAGUCUAUCUGCCUCCGCUAACCCAGACCUGGGGACCAAUGUGUCGGGGACCCAGACGUACCCUGUCGUGACCGGUCGUGACAUGGCAAGCACCACCCUGCCCGGCUACCCACCCCAUGUUCCCCCAACUGGGCAGGGCAGCUACCCCACCUCAACUCUCGCAGGAAUGGUACCUGGGAGUGAGUUUUCAGGGAAUCCCUACAGCCACCCUCAGUACACAACCUACAAUGAGGCCUGGAGAUUCAGCAAUCCCGCAUUACUAAGUUCCCCUUAUUAUUAUAGUGCCACAUCCCGGGGCUCCGCACCUCCCACUGCUGCCACUGCCUAUGACCGCCACUAGUUACCACGGAAACCACAUGAAACUGCAGGGCGACACCUUAGGCCUCCACAUUGUACCUGUCUGACCACCUUUCUCCACCUCGGCGACGGCAGGAGGACCGAGAGGACUUCUCCGCGACCCUGCCCCUAGUCUCCCUCCCCCACCUCCCCUCAGACCGGGACCACGUGACCCUGCCCAACCCAAUGCCCUCCGACCGGCUGAUGGCAACCAUGGGCAGGGUCAAGGAUGGACUCCCAGACGCCCCGGCCUCAGGCCCCCCCAUCCUGCAGCCGUCCAUCCCAUUCUCCAGGCCGCCCGCCAAGUGAGGUCUGGCCAGCAGCUGCCCCGCUGAGAGGAUGGCGCCUCAGGAAGGACCCACGGCCGGCCCCGCCUCAGCCCUCUUGUCCAGGGAAUGUGAAGGAGGCCCCGAGAGCAAGGGAAGAGGCACCUGUGGUCACCCCAUUCCACCCUCGUUCCAGCCGGCCGCCUCUCCAGGGCAGAGGACCACGGCAUCGAGACCAACAGCCACCCCUACCCAAAGGCCCCACUCCAACACCCAGAAGGACUGAGUCCGGUGGAUCUCACCCCCCCCAGGCGCCGGUGUGGUGAGGUGCCCUGGGCCAUCUCCCCCCGCCCCCCGGGAAGGGAGGGGGUCCCACCCCCACCUUUGCUACUCCUUGCACUCCACCCGACCACCUCUGCUCAACCAGCUCCAGACUGGGUUUCUGGCUGGUUUGAUUGGGCCAUUGCACACGUGGUCCGCUGGUGCCGUGGUCCUCUGGUGGGGCCGGGCUCCCCCUGCAUCCUCUGAGGAGCUAGGGGCCUGGGGGAGGGUGGGGGGCAGACAUCUGUGUUUUCUGUGACACGCAAUCAGCUGAGGCAGGGGCCGGGAGCGCGAGGAGGGCACAGCGUCAGCCACCCGGCCGACUGAGAUGAAGAAAUAUAUAAAUAGAGAUAUAACAGAGA
Ornithorhynchus anatinus (platypus) is the source of this 2287-nucleotide messenger RNA. RefSeq names its product paired box 2 (gene PAX2). Gene Ontology annotation, molecular function: RNA polymerase II cis-regulatory region sequence-specific DNA binding; DNA-binding transcription factor activity, RNA polymerase II-specific. Bases 65 to 1342 code for a protein of 425 amino acids. NCBI's taxonomy places the organism in Eukaryota, Metazoa, Chordata, Mammalia, Monotremata, Ornithorhynchidae. The record is from RefSeq and is a predicted model, not a curated record. The transcript has 11 exons. Gene Ontology annotation, biological process: anatomical structure development; regulation of transcription by RNA polymerase II.